This is a messenger RNA of Rotaria socialis, 1433 nucleotides long. NCBI's taxonomy places the organism in Eukaryota, Metazoa, Rotifera, Eurotatoria, Philodinida, Philodinidae. The record is from the annotation of a GenBank genome assembly.
AUGACUCAACUUGAUACGAUCUUAGUUUUCUGUAUAAACAAAGUUCUACACAAAGUAUGGGCGAAAGAUUGGUCAAAAGCGAGAGGCGUUCAUCGCACAAUAAAGUCCAUAUGUAAACGAUUAGCAAAGUCUACACAAGCAUGCGAUCAUGAUUCGAUCCCGAUGAGCUUCGUUCCGCAGCUAUGCACGUCAGAUACAGCGUCCCAUGAGAAAAAUCUUGGUCAAUUACCACCAGCGUACAUGUACUCGGGGAUUUUCAAGGAUAUUAUAUUGGAAAUUGAUGACGAUAACGCUAAAUCGAUGAACACCUUAGUGAAAUUUCGCCGAGAACAAAAUAUUUCUGAAACUGAAAUAAGUGAAUUUAAGCGUGAAUACCACGACAGGUCGCCAGUCUAUUGGUAUACGAAACAAAUGUUUCUGUAUGGUAUGCUUAAUCGUGCCUUCCGAACGCUCGACAUGGAGUGGAUGACAAAAUUAGGCUUUUUUAUUCGAAAUCUGCAUAUUCGCCUGGGAGAAUUGCACCAGGACCAGCUGGUGGAUUUUCAGACAGUGCUUACCGUUUAUCAUGGCCAGGGAAUGAGCAAAGAAGACUUUCAAAAUCUACUUGAUUCAAAAGGUGGGCUCUUUUCAUUCAACAAUUUUUUAUCGACUAGUAAGAAACAAAAACUGGCCGCAUCCUUUGUUCAAGACGCCCUACAGAGAAAUUCAGAUAUUGUGGGUGUUAUGUUUAUUAUGACAAUAGAUCCAAGUAAAAUAUCAACUCCAAUCACAUCACUUGCAAUGAUUGAUAAACACAGUGCUAUCCCACAAGAACAAGAAAUAUUAUUUCCGAUGCACACUGUUUUUCGUGUUGGUGAAAUUAAACAGACGCCUCAGAAUAGUCGUCUUUGGGAAGUACACUUGGCUAUUACUGACGAGAGGGAUCCACAACUGGCUGGUCUUACUGAUCACAUCAAACAGGAGGUUCGAGGUUCGACUGGAUGGCAUCGAAUGGGCCAAUUAAUGCCCAAAGUGGGUCAUUUCGAUCAAGCAGAGGAACUCUACAAUGAAUUACUUGGGAAUGCUUCUACUGCCAGAGAUAAGGCAUUUAUAUAUCACAUACUUGGAUGGUUGAAAGGCAACCAAGGUAAAUAUCCAGAAGCAGUUACUUUCUACAAAAAAUCACUCGAAAUCUACCGGAAAACGCUUCCAGAAGAUGAUGCUUCAUUACCACCUACUUAUAGUAACAUUGGUGGAGUGUAUAACAACCUGGGUGAAUACUCGAAAGCACUGGAAUAUUACGAAAAAUCGCUGAAAAUAAGAGAAAAAGCUCUGCCUCCGAAUCAUCCCGACUUGGCUACUUCGCACAACAACAUCAGUGCAGUGUAUAACAACCUGGGUGAAUACUCGAAAGCACUGGAAUAUUUCGAAAAAUCGCUCCAAAUAACGGAAAA